Molecule: messenger RNA, 3009 nt
Organism: Podarcis lilfordi (Lilford's wall lizard)
Lineage: Eukaryota; Metazoa; Chordata; Lepidosauria; Squamata; Lacertidae
Source: the annotation of a GenBank genome assembly
CUUCAGCCUUGCUCUUCUCUCCUGCAAUUCUGAGAUCCCAGCCAAUUGUGCACCAUGAAGACUGCUUUUGUGCUCUUCGCUUUGGCCUUCUUGGUUUUCCAGGCAACGGCUAAGCCAAAUCCUGAUGUUUUAGCAGAAGAUGAUGCCCAAAUGCCAGCGGGUGAGUAGAAUUAAGCAAAACCUUAUCCCUCCCCCUUUCUCUUUCUUUCCCCUCCUCUUGCAAUAGUGUGUCCAUAUCAUUGUGGUUCCUUCACCUUUCCAAUUUGUUUCUUUUCUCAUGCCCUCAAUCUCCUGCAUCUGCUGGCUUCUACCACUAGGUCUAGAGUUGAAGGGCAUCAUGCAAGGUCCCACAGAUUCUUACAUUAGCUGUUUCCAGAAUCCUGUCUCUUCACCCAGCCAAAAGUCAGUUGAUUUGCACACAAGAAGACACAGUAUAUACAGAAGACCAAUUUGGCCACCACUUUUGUUUAGACGUAUCAGCAUCACUAUUGGUUCUGAAGUAAAGAUGCUGCCACUUUCUCACUUCUCAGUCGCUCACAAAAAAACCAGGAUUUGCCUUGCAACCACAUUCUGAAUGUCAGAUAUGAGCCCUAAAGCCUUUGAGAGAGCUAAAGAGGUUACAGGAUGACAUGUGUUAUCUAAAACGAGUCUUGGGAGCCUUUGUCCCAUGGGUCAAAUUAGACCCAUCAGGGAUUCUAAUUUGGGCCCAAAGUCUGUUUUCAUCAAGUCAUGGCCACCUGCCCUACACCUGACUUCAUAUAACAUUAGGUGUGGGGCAAGUCAAGCUGCAGUGGCAAUUACCACUCCCCGCUUAAAACGGGGGGCGCCCUUUGCGUGGACGCACGCAGCCCCUAGAUCUGGAGCGGCUCCAACAGCAUAGGCUUGGCUUUGCCUUCCCUCAGGUGGGAUACCUGGAGGUCCCCACCUACCUCAAUCAGUUGUCCAAUCCCACCUGGGGGAAGCGUUGCCAAGGAGACCAGGCCAGGUAGGGGAGGGAUUACCUGCCCACACAAUAGAGAGAGGAUCUUACCUGGGAAUCCUCACUUGGCUCCAGAGCUUCUCCCACCCUACCCACCCUCAGUUAAUGUCUUAUUUUGCAGGUUAACUUUUCUUCACAGGUAUGUGGGCGCUGCUACGUUAAGGUUGCUGUUAAAGGGCCGGAAAGGAAUUUCCCUGCAUUGGAAGGUUUUGCCUUUCCUGUAGCAAAACAUCACAACUUUGGCCGUAUCAGGCCUUGGGCGGAAUCCUUUAGUCCAUCUUCCUCUUUGCGGCGGCGAUACCAGGGUUCCCCAUUAAAGGGGUUUCUGAAGGGAGGCUUUGACCGUACGCCGAAAGGUCAUCAUUGCUCUCCCCUGCAGCGGUGGCGUGACGGGGGCGGCUAUCUCUGCUUGAACAUAUGUUCUCCAGAGCCGGCCCAUCCCCCCCACCCACACUAGAUAACCCUGAUGCUCCCUAGGUCCCCGGCUGGGGACUGGGGAGGGAGAACGCCCAAUGCCUGAGCCAAGGUCUACCCACAUUUGAAAUUUAAUAAAGUUGUGGCCAAUUUAAUCCUAUAGCACGUUGUCUUGAGUCGUUAUUCCACAUGAUGGGAGGGACCGCUCGGGAUCUGGGGACUCCGCCUGUCCACGCAAAUGAACAACUAGGAAUCUGGUCCUGAUCUUACCUCUACAAAUGAGGACUUCGGCACCCUUUAGUUUUUGCACCAAAUGCAAACCCCAUUGGGAUUAGUUUCACUCAAGAGCUCCUGGUCAGAGCCACCAAGUAAAGAGGACCCCUGAAAGGAAGUGCUUGCUUUCUGGCCUGUUUUCAACAGGAAUCUUUGUAGCCAUGAGCAAGGGACACAGGUGAUGCUGUGGUUUAAACCACUGAGCCUCUUGGGCUUGCCGCAGACAUCCGCAAGCUAGAACAGUGAGAUGGAGCACUGUUUUUUUGCACAGCCCUCUCCAAGCUAGAACAGCGAGAUGGAGCGCUGUUUUUUUUUGCGCAGCCAUCCCCAAGCUAGAACAGCGAGAUGGAGCGCUGUUUUUUUGCACAGCCAUCCCCAAGUAGAACAGCGAGAUGGAGUGCUGUUUUUUUGCGCAGCCAUCCCCAAGCUAGAACAGCGAGAUGGAGCACUGUGCAGCGCUCCGUCUCGCUGUUCUGGCUUCUGGGACAGCCUUUGAAGCCUCCGAAGGGCAACGGGGUGAAGGCACUGUGGAGGCUGUGCGCAGCUAACCCCGAAGCCUUUGGAGCACAGUGCGAGUUCCCGCUGCUCGCCAAAGGCUUCAGGGAUAGCCACCCGAAGACUUUAGAGUGCAGCGGGAACUAGCGCUAUGCUCCAAAGGCUUCGGAUUCCUUUGCUGAAGCCAGUAGAGUCUUGCUGUGCUCCAAAGGCUUCAGGCGACUAUCCCUGAAGCCUGGAGAAUGAGAGGGGUCAGUGCGCACCGACCCCUCUCGCUCUCCAGGCUUCAUCGAAAUUAACUCGUAGCCUCCGGAGCACAGAGGGAGCGCUCCCUCUGAGCUUUGGAGGCUUCGCUUUGCUUUCGCUGAAUCCAAGGAGCCUGCAUUCACUCCAUAGGACGCACAAACAUUUCCCCUUAAUUUUUGGAGGGGAAAAAGUGUGUCCUAUAAAGCAAGAAAUAUGGUAUAUUAUGCUCUAAUUUGGAAAACCUUACAGAAAAGCAGUGCCCGCUGUGUUAAAGUGAGAUAAGACUAAGCUAAGCCAAAGAACGGAGAGCUACCUGAUAAGCAUGUUAAGGUCUCUUGCCUUUUCUUUUCUUUCCUGCAGAAGAUGUUCCCCGCCCAAGAAAUGCCAUGGUAUGCAAUGCUAUGGGAGGAAAUUGCCGCCCCGGAUGCUAUGCCAAUGAGAAGUCUGUUGGAAAAUGCUUUGCAAAUAUGUGUUGCUGUGUGGGGUUCCAGUAGAGAGCCUACUCAAGAGAGAUGCAAGGAAGACCAACAGCGUACGAUCGGAACAGAGGAAGAAUCCACCUCCCAAUCAAGAAGGAUUAAUGCUAAACCUCUCUUUUUUGA